Micromonas pusilla CCMP1545 is the source of this 465-nucleotide messenger RNA. RefSeq lists its product as uncharacterized. The annotation marks the transcript as partial. The transcript has a single exon. The record is from RefSeq and is a predicted model, not a curated record. NCBI's taxonomy places the organism in Eukaryota, Viridiplantae, Chlorophyta, Mamiellophyceae, Mamiellales, Mamiellaceae.
GUCGCGAGGCUCCAGAAAGAGCUCAAGCUCCUCGCGAAGGACCCGCUCCCGUCGAUGCUCGCUCGCCCGCACCCGAAUAACCUCUUGGAGUGGCACUACUGCCUCGAGGGCGCGUCUGAUACGGCGUACGCCGGAGGGACGUACCACGGGAAGAUCAUCUUCCCCAAGGAGUACCCUUUCAAGCCGCCGUCGAUCAUGAUGUGCACGCCUUCCGGGCGGUUUCAGCCGAACACGCGGCUGUGCUUGAGCAUGUCUGACUUCCAUCCGGAGUCGUGGAACCCGAUGUGGAGCCUGUCGAGCAUCAUGAGCGGUCUGCAGUCGUUCAUGGUGGAGUCGACGCCGACGCAAGGGAGCGUGAACACGACAAACGCGGAGAAGCGACAGCUCGCGGCGGCGUCGAUGGCGCACAACGUCAAGAACGCGACGUUUCGGAAGCUGUAUCCAGACGUGAUCGAAGCGCACGCG